ACCGGAAAAAGAAAGCUUUGAAGGCUUUCGAACUGAAGCAAAACGGCACUCACUACUCCCUCGUCAACGCCUUUGUCUUCUACCUCGCUUCCUUCUCUUUUUUCCCCUUUUUUUCUUCCUCUCCUCCCUCUCUGAAUUCCUUGUUCCGUUGUGCCUUCUCUCUCUCUCUCGCUCUCUCUCGUGCGCUUGUACUACUUCUGAAGCCGCAAGGUCAGAAGAGAGGAUCCACCUUUGAGUUCGAUUUUCGGUGACUCGGGUCCUUCCGCCGCGGGGGAUUUGAGCGUUUUCCUUGAGAAAAUUGAGCUUCUUCCAGAGUGUUUUUUUGUGUGUGUGUGUGUGUUUUCUCUUGAGAGAUUCGUGCCAAGGAUGUCGCCUUCGAUCCAUUUUCUUGGGUAGUCGAAUUGCAGUCCUAUAUAGCGUCAAAGAAUCCAACUUUGACUUCUCCUUGGUGGCUCCUUCUCUGUGUUGUCGAGGAGACAAUUUGAUCUUUAUUUAAUUGGGUUGGAUGCUUGUUCACGUUGAGUAGUUGGUAAGGGUAGCAGAAGACACCAUCAUUCCUGGUGAUUUUGGUGCUUCUCUGAAUAAUUGGGGGUCAAAUUAGCCAUCUUCAGUUUUUACUUCUCAAUUCAAUUGGGAGGAUUUGGUGAAUUUUAGUGGCAGGGCAGAGCUUCCUUCAAUCCUCCCUCCUCGUUUUUAUGGAUUUGGGUGGUUGGGGGUAUCUUAACUUUAUCCUUGCUGCAAAAGGGCUAUAAACUUGGGAGUUCCUGUGAGAUAUUCCUUUCUUGGGAGGAUUUGAUCUUGAUCCUGUUGGUUUCUGGUGAGUUGGUUGAGAUGAAAGGAGUACUAUGCUAACUCUUCGAGGAAAGAACAGUACAGUCGGCACUACUCUGAGGAAAAACUGACACUUCUGUGCUUUCCUUUGGAGGACUGUGCUCUGUUCCUCCAAAGAAUUUGUGUAAAAAGGGUGGUAGUUCAGAAUUUUCUUUGCACGGGAGAAGCUGAAUUCCGCCUUGCAGAUCUGAAUUGCUGAUGGCGCACCCUGAAAUUCCUGCAUUUGGGGAUUGGGAAACCACAGGAAACACCCCUUACACACAAAAGUUUGAGGAUGCACGGAAGAACAAGAAAACAGGAAUUCCUACACAACCAAAUGAUCCAAGGAGGAACCCGGAACAUCCUCGAAAGUCGCCUUUGCAUCCAACGACCUACAAAACCGAUCCUCAAGACCAGGGUCCAAGGAACCCACCACAUCGACCGAGACCUGGAACUGACCACCAACGACACUCUGACCGGCCUACUCACCGUGAGCCUGCACCACGAAGACAAGCAAAUCCUCAGAGAGAACAAGAGAGUAAUGCUGGGGCACCAAGGAGCCCCUACAGAACAGCUGUUGGGUCUGCUUCACCAAUGCAGCCAAACAACCAAUCAAAGCCAAAGCACAGGUUGACUGGAAUGCAGACUCCAGAGAGGAGGCCAUCCUCAGAGGGGCAUGGCCAGCAUACACCUGGAAGGAGCAGGAUGAAGCAGGGUGGCUAUGAGCCUGAAGAAGAAGUGGCUGUACCACCCUUUGGCGAAUGGGAUGAUGCAAAUGCAGCAUCAGGUGAAAAGUACACUGGUAUCUUCAACAGGGUAAGGGACGAUAGGUUGUCACCUACCUCUUCAGCUAGGCAACCAUCUACCACUCGUAGUGAGGAGAAUAAGGUGCAACAGAAAUGUUCUUGUUGCAUACUUUGAGAAAAUGAGGACAGGAUCUCAAAGAGUUCUGGACAACUUCCUAUGCUGCUUCUGUAAUGAGAUCCCUAUCUUGUAACUCUUCCUGUGCUAGUUGUGAUGUAUGUUAUUGCUGGUGUGAUUAUUGAUCUGUAAUUUGAUUGAUCCAUUUAAGCUCUUCACUUACAAGGAACAUAUAUAUGAUACCAUUUAGAUUUGUAAAGUAUGGAGUGAGCAAUUUCCUUGUGAUAAUAAAAGGUUUAUGGAAUGGACUCUAGAAUUCCAUAGUUAAUGUG
This is a messenger RNA of Sorghum bicolor (sorghum), 2003 nucleotides long. RefSeq names its product RPM1-interacting protein 4. NCBI's taxonomy places the organism in Eukaryota, Viridiplantae, Streptophyta, Magnoliopsida, Poales, Poaceae. The record is from RefSeq and is a predicted model, not a curated record. The transcript has 4 exons. The coding region runs from base 1030 to 1731 and encodes 233 amino acids.